Molecule: messenger RNA, 480 nt
Organism: Solanum pennellii
Lineage: Eukaryota; Viridiplantae; Streptophyta; Magnoliopsida; Solanales; Solanaceae
Exons: 3
Coding region: 1-480 (159 amino acids)
Source: RefSeq, a predicted model, not a curated record
AUGACGAUUCCUUAUCUUUCAGAAUUGGUUACUGGUAGAGAUGAUUUUACAAUAAGAGUAAGAAUUUGUAGAAUGUGGAACGCCAUUAAUCUCAAGAAAAAUGGUGAGCUUAUCAUUAUGGAUAUGAAUUUAUCGAUGAAAAGGAAAAAUCAGGUUAACAGGUUCAAAGACAAGUUGAAUGAAGGUUCUGUAUUUAUCAUCAAGAACUUCAAAGUUGUUGAAAGCAUUAGGGGAUAUAGACCUGUUCAAAACUCAUUGAAAAUCAUUUUCGUUGCCUCAACUGCAAUCAAGAAUUUGUCUGAAGAUAUUGUUGAAAUUCCAGUAAACGGUUUUGAAUUUAUUAAUCCAGAUGUGAUUGACUCAAGGGUGAACAACAACAUUGUCUUAUCAGAUGUUGUUGGUUGUUUAUAUGGAAUUGGUGAUAUCGAGAGCGUUGGUUCAAAAUGGAAGAAGAGGGAUAUCCACAUUCUUACUGAGUAG